UUUAAUGUUCAAAUAAUAAAGUCAUCAGUGACAUGAUGACGUUACCGUAAAUCCCAGAAUAGGACACAAAGAGGAAGCGCAAACGCUCUAUUUCCGCUGCAGCAGCGAGAACGGUCACAUCAAAAAAGAAAGGAAAAUGUGGAUAGUAAGGACGAAGUAAGGCCGGAGGAGAAACGUCGAAUUACAGCUACUGCUUUAACAGAGCCACGUUACUAAGCAGGUGUUAUUAUUUAAAGCGUCCAGCCGAGUAUUUUACCAUCUAACGGGUCGUUUCGAAGUUAAUCCGUCCCCUUGCUCUGUGGUAGUUCGCUUUGAGGAAGCAGCGCGGCUAGCCAGUUCAAUUAGCCUGCCAGAGAUGGGGACGAGAGCAAGUCGCCUACAGGAAGACGCGGUUUCCUCGGCUUUCGGGAAAGAUGGUACAAAGCGGGAUUCCUGUCGGCGACCUCGUUGCACCAGGCCCACCAGCCUCGUUGUCGACUUUUCAGUGAGCUUCGAUGACACUGAGACAAACCGAAGCCGAUCGGAGGAGGGCAGCGACUCGGACCCGGGGCAGCUUGGGGCGAGCGCCGACGGCAGCCCCGCUGACCACCACAGCAUCCCGUCUAGCAUUGGCCAGGCGUCACCCGGGGACGACAACAACAGCGAGGGGAAACCCGAGGAAGACGGCAGUAUUAGCCCGGAGGCUCCCGUCGACGCAGAACACCAGCAGGUUGAGGAGACGGGCCGCACACCACACCGCACUUUUUCCGAGCGGCUGCCCGGGAAUCGGCACUCUGCCACCCGCGUUGGCGCAAGAUCCGCACGGGUUCGAGGCACACACCAGAGGCCGGUGUCAGAGGCUUGGAUCGGCCUUUACCGUGUUAACAAUCGCCAUGGCAAUAUCCGCUGUCCUUUCUGCUCAAAGCCUUUCCCGGGGGGUCGGAUUGAGGAUCACCUGUUGAGUUGCCUCACAUCUCCUCCUCUACCUUACAACACGGAUGUGCUCAGUAAAGACAGUGGAGAGUGUUCCAUCUGUUUGGAGGAUCUGGUACAGGGCGAGACCAUCGCGAGGCUGGCUUGCCUCUGCGUCUACCACAAGAGCUGCAUUGAUUCCUGGUCAAAGGUGAAGCCUUGCUGUCCUGAACAUCCCUUCGAUUGACUCACGGGGUCACGUUUAUUCCACGCCGUGACCAACCCGACUCAGGAGACUACACUGAAUCCGAAUAAAGUCCCAAUAAAAAUGUGUAAUUGAA
This is a messenger RNA of Archocentrus centrarchus (flier cichlid), 1232 nucleotides long. Its product is annotated as E3 ubiquitin-protein ligase znrf1. Gene Ontology annotation, cellular component: membrane; cytoplasm; intracellular membrane-bounded organelle. The record is from RefSeq and is a predicted model, not a curated record. Lineage: Eukaryota; Metazoa; Chordata; Actinopteri; Cichliformes; Cichlidae. The transcript is spliced from 5 exons. Gene Ontology annotation, molecular function: ubiquitin protein ligase activity. Gene Ontology annotation, biological process: proteasome-mediated ubiquitin-dependent protein catabolic process; protein K48-linked ubiquitination. Bases 356 to 1138 code for a protein of 260 amino acids.